UACAACGAACCACAACGACUUUUCAUGUUCUGAAAUGUCUGGAAAAUACAUUCAUCGCUUAUGUCGUGAAACAAAUCCUUUUUUCGAUAUACACAACUAAACAAUGAUUCAUAAAUUGGUCACUCAACCGAUUUCGAAGUUCAUUCUUGAUUAUCUUCAUAGCUUAAAUUUUUCGCAACUUUCAAUCGCAACAGGUAAAGUCAACACCAACUUCAAAAGCAAGUAAAACUAAAGGAUAAAAGAAAAUGGGAGAUGUGGUAGUGGCUCUUUGUAAUUAGAAACUAAAACCGGGUAAGGGUGGAUUUUUUAUUCAUUUUUUAUUUUCACUAAAGGAAGUGUCAAGGGGUGGAAACGGUGAGUUUCAAAUGAUGGGGUUAUGUUCAUUUUUUUCAUUGUUGGGUUGUGGUAGGGAUGACAACCAAACCCAUGAUCGCUUGUACCUGACCGCCUCCGAUCUAGUCAAUGCGGGGAAUACCCGUUUUGACUGGGUAUGGGGCGAGUACGGAUAAAAAUCCCAAAAAGGUUGAUGGGUAUGGGGCGGAUAUGGUUUUUGACUCUCUCGCCUCAUACCCAAACCAGCCCCACCAAGGAUAUUAUGUUAUAUACAUAAAAUAUAAGAAGUCUAUUGUAAGUUGUCAAUGGAAUGAAGGGUAAUUAAAAGAAAAAAUAGAGUGUUAAAAUGUAAUUGAUGGUAACCAAAUCAUAAUUUCAUCCUCUUAUGUAUUAGUUCCAUAAUUUUAAAUGGGUAGUAUCCAUAUCUGUUACCAUUUUUUCUUUUUAUUAACGGUGAGUAGUUGAUGGGGCGGUAUUAUCCAUGUGUAUCCAAAAACCGCGGGUAUGCGUUUGAAUAUUUGAAAAUGGAAAUAGGGUUGGUUUUGCAAACUCGCCCCACUGACAACACGACAACACAAGCAUGAAGCAUCCUAAGUUCCUAACCCAGAAAGCGGGGAUCUCAUCUCUAUUCAGAAAAUGCGACUUGUCGCCACUCAGCAGCAAUCUCAAUUCUCACGGCCCGGAUCUAUACUUGGGCCGCCCUCGGAAGGGCUUCUCCACCAUCGUGAUCAUGCAGUCCUGCACUGGAGGCCUGCUGGGCCAAUUGGGCUGGCUGCCGUAGGUUUCUGGCGUGGACCACCAAACAUCAUUUUCUAUGCGGAGAAUUAGAAUAGCGUGGUUGUGGAGAAAAGUAAAAACAAAUGCGGUAUGUUUGAAUCCACCCGGCUCCAUUGGCGGAUACAUGGUGCUUUGGACACCCAUAAAAUUUGAAAAAACGAUUAUCUAACCCUCAGUAGUAGUUUCGUAUGUAUAAACAAAAUAUAAUCAGUAAUCCGGGACACCCCUAAAAAUUAAAAAAAUGAUUAUCUUACCUUUUUUUUACAGUGAAAGUGGUAGUUUCAUUGAUAACGAAACAGUGUACAGCGUUGAGUUAAACUCAAUGAAAAGAAAAAAGGCUACUAAAAACAAGAGAAAACUAAGGCUAGUCUUAAGGCAGUCCAAAAAAACAAGGAAACCAGGUCCAAACAUUUGGAUUACCAAGCCCAAACCUUAGUAACCCUAGCCCAAAGAAGCCCAAUCACCCAGGGCAGGCCGCCGCUAGCUUCCCCACCACAUCUCCUCAAUGCACAUCCUCUCCCUGCCAACAGAAACAAAUCCUUCGAUGGUGAACGGAAGAAAAUGGAGCGUCGCCGUCGUCAUCAAGGAAGGAGUGUCAUCUGGCCAGAAAACGAAGGCAAAAGGACAAGACGGGGAGAACCAAAUGCCAAGUAGCUCCAAGGUCCACCUGCAAAAAGAAAGUGGAGAAGCAGCUACAGAAACUCGGACAGAAGAGUGGCGAAAUCCCAAUCGUUGGAACCACCACCGAUCUGAGCAACCGGCCAAAGCACAACCACAAGAAUGACUUCCCUGCUCACAAACUCUCUGAUGCUUUAUCCAAGAUAGUAGAGGCCUGACAUCUCCGAAUCAUCCUCAGUUUUAGAUGAAACAUGUGGAGGUAGAUAGAAGAACGGAGAGGAGCAAGCAAACCGGAAAAAUCGGCUCCCUCUAACAUCCACUAGGAGUCAUCCACAUAGAUUUGGGAACCCAGCUUGGUGGGAAGCAAAAGACACCUCCACUAGGAAAGGAAGAAAGAUUCAAUCCCUAUUGGGAGGAAAGCAGAAGAAAAACAACACAUGCAACAGACAACUCAACCAAGGAGGGAAAGACGAAAAAGAAAAAACCAAGGAGAAGGGAAGAACCAGCAACAAAAAGAAAGAGAUUGAAAUUUGAGGGCCACUGCCGGUCCCAAUUUGGGAAGUCGACGGCAGCCCCAUGGUUAAUUUGAAAUUUGAAAACUCUUCUCGUUAGAGAGAAGGCAGAGGAAGGAAAGGUAGAGAGGUGUCCGCCCAAUAGCUACUGAGGGUACGAAGAGAUUAAAAAAUGAUUAUCUUACCCUUAUAGUAGGGGGUGUACAUGGGUCGGGUGGUUCGGGUUUAGACAUUUUAAUCACCCGAUCCAUGCACUACGGUUUGGGAAAUAUGAAACCCAAACCCACCCAAAAAAAUAUAAACCCUACGGUUUGUUUCUAAUUGGGUUGGGUCGGGUUGGCGAUAUUUUUAAGUAUAAACCCAACCCAACACAAAAUAUGUAAUUAUUCUACAUCAUAAAAAUAUUUUAUAACAAAUUAAAAAUUUCAAACGAAUAAACCGAGGUGAAAGGUAUCAAAAUUCACAAAUAUUGUUUGAAGUUUAAUAAAACUUGAUUUACUUCAACUUAUGUCUAGUUUUUUUCACGACAUUUGUUGAAAUAGGCUAAAAAGGUUACAAAUGAACGCAUUCAUAAUAUGAUAUUCUUUUAAAAUUGUACAAAAGAAAAAAAAAAUUACGUGAAUCAUAGCUAUAUUAAAUAUAUGUCUAAACUUUAA
This is a messenger RNA of Linum trigynum, 2896 nucleotides long. The record is from the annotation of a GenBank genome assembly. NCBI's taxonomy places the organism in Eukaryota, Viridiplantae, Streptophyta, Magnoliopsida, Malpighiales, Linaceae.